AUAAUACGUACAUUUGGCUAUGAGGGUGACAACAACAACAACAACAACAAAAUAUCAAAGAAAAUAACUUUUACUGUUUUAGCAACUUUUUACUUUUAGGAAGUAGAUCCAUAUCCAAAGGGUGUGUGAUUAUAGACUUGUUCAAGAAAGCUUUUGAUUGUGAUGCUCCCAGUUGUUUGAAAACAGUUUACAGACCCCACACUGGAUCAGCAAUUAAUGAGAGGAUGACAUCAAAUGUGAACUUCUUUGAUAGAUCAAAUAUAAAAAAUGGACAGAAAAGAAAAUUAGAUGACAAUCAGCUAUGUAAGACAGAAAAUGGUAGUUUAAAUGGAGCAAGUAGCAGUGGUAGCAAGCGUGUCAUACAGGACGGUUUUUCUUGGUGGACGUGUUUGAGUAUGGGAAUGCCUGCAGAAAACAGUCAACCCCAUUCUGUACCGAAACAAUCACAUUCUUGACAAGCUUACAAUCUCUCACACGCACAUAUAUAUUAUAUAUAAAUUUUAUUAUUAUUCAAAUUAUACUUUUUAUAUUCUUUUUAAUGCUUGUGCAAUAGAACUUUUGUCUCUUUAUUUUCAAUAUGUUUAUUUAUGUUAUUUUUGAUAAAAACCAGAUGUUUUAUCAAAAGAGUCAACAUUUUUCAACUCUUUUUCUGAUGCUUUUCAAAGAAUGUUAACCUGUUUCAUUUGCUUAUCUCCUGAAGCUUAGAAUGACUGUUUAAAUGUAUAUGUGAAAAUAUAUUUUUUUAUUAUUUUAUAAUGGCUUCAAAUCGAUAUGAUAUUGAAAAGAUAAAUUCCCAACUCGAUACAAAUCCUAAUUUAUAUACACUUUGCAAUCGGAAAUAAUUUAUAAACAAAGGACUUUGGGAUGUGAAAAGUGUUAGAAUGGAUUUAUUAAGAAGUAAACCAGAACGCCCCCUGGAUAGUGAUUGUUGUGGUCAGGGGUGUGAUCCUUGUAUACUUGAUAUUUAUGCAGAGGAGAUUAAAAUCUGGGAGGAAGAAUGCAGGCAGUUUCUAGCUGGUGAAAAGUUGUGCAAGAAGUUAACUUUACAAGUAAAAGAGGAAAGUGGACCAGUUCUUAAACCUUCAGAAUAUAACAACUUUACAAUAGAAUCUGUGGAAAAAGAGACUGGGGAUAGUUACAGGUACAGAUUUAAACUCCCAAAUGGAGCUAGUCUAGGUUUACAAGCUGGACAACAUGUGGUUGUUAGGGGAGAUGUAUCCAGAGAAAUCAUAACAAGACAGUACACCCCAGUCUCGGACACUGGAGCAAAGUCUUUCUUUGAAUUGCUGAUAAAGAUAUAUGAAACAGGCCGUAUGUCACAGUAUGUGAAGACAUGGAUUGUUGGGACAGAGGUUCAAAUGAGGGGACCUUGUGGAACAUUUGAAUAUCAACCAAAUAAGUAUAAGAGGUUGUAUAUGUUAGCUGUUGGUACAGGGAUAGCUCCUAUGGCUCAGAUAAUACAGACUGUGUUAAACAAUGAGGAGGAUGAAACCAUGGUAACAUUAUUAUAUGGCUGUAAAACAUAUCAAGAUAUUCUCCUGAAGACUGAGAUAGAUGACUGGUCCAGAUACUGGAACUUCACAUGUACAUAUUUCCUCAGUCAGGAACCUGAAUUUGAAAGCAAGGUUGCCUAUAAGUAUGGUGAUAAAGUGAUCCAAAGUAGAAUAACAUGUCAUACUGUACAUACUGUGAUACCAGAUGAGCAGGACAAUUUUCUUGUGCUUAUAUGUGGAACCAGGUCAUUUGAACAGGACAUGAUAAAGUGUAUGACAGAACUAAAUGUGACUGAACAGAAAUAUCAUAAAUUCUGAUGAAAACAAAAA
Messenger RNA from Ruditapes philippinarum (Manila clam), 1823 nucleotides. Its product is annotated as NADH-cytochrome b5 reductase-like. The transcript has 8 exons. Gene Ontology annotation, molecular function: oxidoreductase activity. The record is from RefSeq and is a predicted model, not a curated record. NCBI's taxonomy places the organism in Eukaryota, Metazoa, Mollusca, Bivalvia, Venerida, Veneridae. The coding region runs from base 882 to 1811 and encodes 309 amino acids.